Messenger RNA from Drosophila eugracilis, 2620 nucleotides. It is a transcript of the gene EndoA, whose product is annotated as endophilin-A. The record is from RefSeq and is a predicted model, not a curated record. Lineage: Eukaryota; Metazoa; Arthropoda; Insecta; Diptera; Drosophilidae. Gene Ontology annotation, molecular function: protein binding. The transcript has 2 exons. Gene Ontology annotation, biological process: synaptic vesicle uncoating. The coding region runs from base 461 to 1570 and encodes 369 amino acids. Gene Ontology annotation, cellular component: glutamatergic synapse; presynapse; cytoplasm.
AACACCGAUACUAUCGAGGAAACCGCCGUUGAAAAUUGUUGUACACAGCCAAGAUAUUGAUUUUUGGCAGCCGAGAGGAAAACGCGACCCCAGAGCCCCCGCCCCCUGCGCGCGACUAGUAGUAGUAGUAACGACUCACGGUCCUUCAAACAUUACGCAGCCCAAGGUUCUGGAAAAAAUCGAAGAUUACGAGCAGAGCAAAAGAGGGCAGAACGUGCAGAGCAAGCGAAGCGAGUGAAAGUGCCAGCCAGCAGCACAAGGAAAAGUAGAACUCGAACUCGAACUCGGAAUAGAGCUCUCUACGAUUUGGGUUCCGAUUUGCAGGCUCCAUUGAGAAAAAGAAAAAAGAACCCCCCAAAGGUAGCACCCCCAGCGGAGAAGGAGACAAGUGCAGUCCGCCAACUGCGUCGAACCCCCCCAAUUCCAUUUUAACCAGAGGAAAAACAAGAAGACAUCAGCCAUGGCUUUCGCCGGACUCAAAAAGCAGAUCAACAAGGCCAACCAGUACAUGACGGAGAAGAUGGGCGGUGCGGAGGGCACCAAACUGGACAUGGACUUCAUGGAGAUGGAGCGUAAAACUGACGUUACGGUUGAAUUGGUCGAGGAGCUACAGCUAAAGACUAAGGAGUUCCUGCAACCGAAUCCCACAGCUCGGGCCAAAAUGGCAGCGGUCAAGGGCAUUUCGAAGCUAUCCGGACAGGCCAAGUCCAAUACGUAUCCGCAACCGGAGGGCCUGCUUGCGGAAUGCAUGCUGACUUAUGGGAAGAAGCUCGGCGAGGACAACAGCGUGUUCGCGCAGGCGCUCGUCGAAUUCGGCGAAGCGCUGAAACAGAUGGCCGACGUCAAGUAUUCGCUGGACGACAACAUCAAGCAGAACUUUUUGGAGCCACUGCAUCAUAUGCAGACCAAAGACCUCAAGGAGGUAAUGCAUCAUCGCAAGAAGCUGCAGGGCCGGCGGCUGGACUUCGACUGCAAGCGUCGCCGGCAGGCCAAGGACGAUGAGAUUCGUGGUGCUGAGGACAAGUUCGGUGAAUCACUUCAGCUGGCCCAAGUGGGCAUGUUCAAUUUGCUCGAGAACGAUACGGAGCACGUCUCCCAGCUGGUCACCUUUGCCGAGGCACUCUACGAUUUUCAUUCGCAGUGCGCCGAUGUCCUACGCGGCCUGCAGGAGACACUGCAGGAGAAGCGCUCCGAGGCGGAGAGCCGGCCACGCAACGAGUUCGUGCCCAAGACGCUGCUCGAUCUGAACUUGGACGGCGGUGGCGGCGGCCUCAACGAAGAUGGCACGCCGUCUCACAUUAGUUCGAGCGCCUCGCCGUUGCCCUCGCCGAUGCGCUCGCCCGCCAAGUCGAUGGCCAUAACGCCGCAGCGCCAGCAGCAGCCCUGCUGCCAAGCCCUCUAUGACUUCGAACCGGAGAAUCCUGGCGAGCUGGCCUUCAAGGAGAACGACAUUAUUACCCUGUUGAAUCGCGUGGACGAUAAUUGGUUUGAGGGCGCGGUGAAUGGCCGCACUGGCUACUUCCCGCAGUCCUACGUCCAGGUCCAGGUGCCCCUGCCCAAUGGCAAUUAAGCUGUUCCUGAUAUUGAUCCUGAUCCCGCACUCCCAUCCUAUAAAUCUAUCCCAUCCUAUCAAACUGGCUGAAGACGUACGUAGAUCGCAGAUUGGAGAACAAUAACCUUAAUGUUGGUUUCGCCCCCAGAGGCGCAAAAUUGGGCAGCCGAAGUAGAUGCAGAUGCAGCAGCAGCACAUGCAAAUAUAUAUAUAGUUGAAUUAGAUGAGCGGGUUACUACGAUUACGGAUAUUACGAUACGGCUUAGCUAGCAGCACACAGCAGGCUAAAUUCAUUGGUGGCCAUAAAGCAAGCUAACUAAAUUUUAUGUGCGAAAUUAUACCAGUUGGCAACACAAUAAUUAACAAAUUAAUUACGAGUUAAAUUAAUGUACGUAUUAACUAACUAAAUUUACAAGAUGUUACGCGCCCAAUGCGACUUCCUUGCGUUUUCACUUUUGAUUCUCAAACGUCAGCGUUGUUGUUCGUUGCAAUUGCGAACUCUUAGUGCUAACUUCACACAAUAGAUCACGUAUUAGAACAGUUGGCCGGUGGCAAAAGCAAGCAAAACACUUUAGCUAAUUAACUAAAUUAACCCGUACUCUCGAACACCCAUGGAAGCGCGCCUUUUUUGUCUUACUUCCUAAGUUUUUUCUUUCCUCAAGCCUACGACUUUUAUCCGGUCUCAUCGUUGUAAUUUAAACCUACCUAUGCCAAUGCGCUCUCUAUGCAAGAUCCCCUUAUAGGCUAAACGCAACGUAUCCUCAUCAUACGCCCACAUAUAUAUUUAUUAUAUACCCAAAAUACCUAUACCUACUCUACCUACGUAUAUUUGUGCAAAAACAAUACUCCCCACACUCUAUUCUAAAAUGCAUUACGGAAUACCGUUCUUGAUGUUCGUUGUUCAAUGUAAAGAAUAUUUCAAAUUCAAAUUCAAAUUGAAAGGAUGAAACAAGCGAAAUUUGUAUCCUACUUUUUGCUCCUUUUUAUGUGUGUUGUUUUUUUGUUAAUUAUAUACAUAACAACUAUAUAUAUAUAUAUUAAAUGAAAUCAAAUAUAUGUAUAAAUAUA